Molecule: messenger RNA, 1521 nt
Organism: Fraxinus pennsylvanica
Lineage: Eukaryota; Viridiplantae; Streptophyta; Magnoliopsida; Lamiales; Oleaceae
Source: the annotation of a GenBank genome assembly
AUGAUAGACAUAGCCUGGUCCAUUGUUGGGAAGCUUGCUGAAUACACAGUCUAUCCAGUUUUGCGCCAAAUCAAGUACUCGUUCUUCUACAACAGUAACAUUCAGAAUUUGCGGACUAAAGUUCAAGAACUUGAAAAUAAGAGAAAUGACGUGAAACUACAGGUUGAUGCUGCCAAAAGAAAUGCUGAAAUCAUCGGGGAAGAAGUUUCGGCAUGGUUGCAAAAGGUCGAUGACUUAAAGCAAAAAGCUCAAGAAAUUUUGAACAGUGUGGCAGGUUCUGAAAUGCGGUGUCUAUUCAAUAGAUGUCCAAAUUUGAAGUCUCGUUACUUAUUAAGCAGGAGAGCCACAAAGAAGACUAUUAAGGCUGAUAAGCUCAAAGGGGAAGGUACAUUUGAGAGGGUGGGCUAUCCUCCACCGCCGGUGCAACUGUUGAACCUAACUUCCCACGAGGGUUUCGAAACAAGGUUAUCAACUAAGAAGAAAAUCAAGGAAGCUCUAAAGGGCAAAGAUAUCGGCAUAAUUGGGAUCUAUGGCAUGCCUGGAGUUGGUAAGACAACAAUGGCAAUGGAAAUAGACAAAGAAGCCAAAGAUGAGAAAUUAUUUGAGGAGGUUGCAUUUGCAGUUGUAUCUAACGAUCCAGACGAAAACAAAAUUCAAGAUCAACUCGCUGAAGCGCUUGGUCUAAAAAUUGAAGAUAAGACAACUAGAGUGAGAGCUGGACAACUUCGUCGAAGGCUUGAAGGUAACAAGAGCAUUCUUGUAAUAUUAGACGAUGUGUGGACAGAAAUUGAUUUGGGAACUAUAGGAAUUCCAUCUCCACGUGAUCGCAGAGGGUUGAAAAUUAUGUUUACAACGCGAAUUGAAGAAACGUGUAGUAAAAUGAAAGCCCAAACAUUCGAAAUCGAAGUUUUACCUGAAGAAGAAGAAUGGCAACUUUUCAAGGACACGGCAGAGAUUUCUGAUGAUGAAACUGAUGUCGUAAGCAUAGCCAAAAGAGUUGCACGCGAAUGUAAAGGUCUACCUCUUGCUCUAGUGGUUGUUGGCAAAGCACUGAAAAACAAGGGCAUACAUAAAUGGAGAGAUGCACUUCAACAGCUAGAGAAGUCUAGAGUGACCAAUCUUGAUGGAAUGCACAAAUUGGUGUACUCAAGAAUAAAAUUGAGCUACGACUUUUUGGAAAGUGAUCAAGACCGGAAAGUGCUUUUGCUAUGUUCUCUAUUCGCUGAAGAUGAACGUAUUCCAAUUGAAAUUUUGGUUAUAUAUGCAAGGGGAUUAGAGUUGUUUCCAGAUACUGAGACGCUCAGCAAAACUAGAGAUCGAGCAUAUUCAAUUGCGGAUAAUCUAAAAAGUUGUAAUUUAUUGCAACUGGAUGAGCGGAAAGACGAGGUGAAAUUGCAUGAUGUUAUCAGAGAUUUUUGCUUAGAGAUAGCAAUUAAAGAAAAAUGUGGAUAUAUGGUGAAACAUGCUGGUUUGAAAGAGUGGCCAGAACACGAUGCUGAUGAAUCGUUGAGGAAUUCUUAG